CGUCAAGCCAGUUCCUGUGCCAGUGUGGGUCGUUUGACAGAAGUGUAUCUGCACCUUUAAAGAUGUUACUGUACUUGGAUUAUGCCACACUGUCUUGGAGCUUAGCUUCAACAUGUAGAGGUUAUGAACAGUUUUGAGGAACAAGUGGAAACAUCAAAGAGCUGUUAACAAAGGCCACUUGUUUACAAGGUUCUUAUGAUGGCAAGGAAUACAAAACAAAAUCCUGUGAUUGUUGUCACUGCAAAAUGAAAGAUAUGCCGACCAAUGGAGAGACGUCAGUGGGCAUUGACAACCAGCGCUCCAGUGUGGAGUCAGGGGUGGAGAUCACUGCCAGCUCAUCUCAGGGUGGGGAUGAGGUGCAAGAGAAGCGACCCACCCCAUAUGAAAGACUGUCUCAUGAUCUCAGCAAUGACAACAAGUGUAUGAAAGAAAUCACCCUUGGGAAGAGGAUAGGAUUUUAUAGAAUACGAGGAGAACUUGGAACUGGAAACUUUUCCCAAGUCAAAAUGGGGAUCCAUGCCUUAACUAAAGAAAAAGUUGCCAUCAAAAUAUUGGACAAGACCAAGUUAGAUUCUAAGACACAGCGAUUGUUGUCUCGAGAGAUUUCCAGUAUGGAGAAACUGCACCAUCCAAACAUUAUACGUCUGUACGAGGUUGUGGAGACCCUUGCCAAACUACAUAUAGUCAUGGAGUAUGCUUGUGGAGGGGAACUCUUCACUAAACUGUCCAACGAAGGCAAACUGCCUGAAGCUGAAGCCAAAUUACUUUUUGCUCAAGUCGUCGCUGCUGUCGAACACAUGCAUGACAACAAUAUUAUUCACAGGGAUCUGAAGGCUGAAAAUGUGUUCUAUGCAUCUCCAAAGCUAGUCAAAGUGGGAGACUUUGGCUUCAGUACAUACAGCAAGCCUGAACAAACUUUGAAUACAUUCUGUGGUUCACCACCAUACGCUGCACCAGAGCUGUUCAAGGAUGAGAGUUACUUUGGGACUUAUGUAGAUGUGUGGGCACUUGGUAUCAUGCUGUACUUCAUGGUAACUGGCAUAAUGCCUUUCCGUGCUGACACUGUUGCCAAGCUGAAAAAGUGCAUCCUUGAAGGUAGCUACACCAUUCCGUCCUAUGUGUCUGAUAGCUGUCAAUUUCUUAUACGUAGUAUUCUCAAAAACAUUCCACAAGAUCGUUUCACUAUUGCUGAAAUAAAACGAUCUGAUUGGCAAGAAGGUCAGGACUUUCCAGCCCCUUUGGAACCAUUUAAUAUGAACCCCAGUACUGGUUCAUUGUCUUUAGGUGAUGAGGAAAAGGAAGCGCGGAAGAUAAUGAAUGACCUUGGCAUUGGUGAGGAUCAUUUCCGUCAAAUGAACGGGAGGGAUUCGAGGAACAGCAUCACAGGGACAUAUCGUAUUGUGUUGCAUCGUGUGCAGAAGAAACAUUCGGGUGUUGUUGAGGGCAUGACCUCAUCUACAAGGGACGUAAGCCUCAGUGAUCGGAAUCAUGGUCGAUUCCAACCUUCGUCCAAACAGCAGUCAAAAUUCUGCAUCAUCUUGUGAUAUUUGUUUCUAGAUACAUUGUGAUACCAUGGUUUAAAUGAAAUAGCCAGGAUGAGGUUUUGUGGCUGGACUGAAAUGGCCAGAACUGAAGUUUUGUGUACCAUAUCAUUUUGAAUUUUUUGGUUGUGAAAGCAUGCAUAUUAUUUCUUACAAAUUUGUUAAGAUGAAGAAAUAUUCCUUUGUUUUUGUAGAAGCGAUCAUGUAAGGUAAUUAGUUUGUCAUAUGUUUUGCUCUUUAUCCAUUUUUUCAGUCCACAUUUACAGUUUAUUUAAACCAUGAUAUUGCAAGAUCGAGAGAGACAUAUUUUUAGCCAGUGCAGAAUAGUCAACUUUUGAACUAUGUAUAUUUUGUGAAGUGCAUGAUCAGUGAAAUGUCAUGUAACAAAUUCCAGGAAUAAGGACUUUACAAAAUUCACUUAAAAAAGAACAGAAUUUUUGCUUCUUACAUUCCACAGAUGUUUCUGUUAUAACACUUAUGUCUGGUUUUUUUAUAUCUAAGUCAUUACUGUGUGUUUGCAGUAUGUUGUAUGUCUUUAAGAACCAAUUAACCUGUUUCAUAUUGCUACCAUCAUGAUGAUCCUGAGUUUCACCUCAUGCAUCUUUCAGAUACAAAUUAUGUUUUAAGAUCAAAUAAUAGUUGUUUACUUAGUUCAAAAAUGUUUUGGAAACUUUCUGUUUUAUAACCACAUGUUAUUGUAUCAUGUUUGGGUAAACAGAUGGCUUUCAAAUAUUUUCUUUUAUGGAUUAUGACCUAUUUGCCAAACACUGUAUAUGAGUGUCAGCUCUGGUGUUACUUCAGUGGUAAUACUACAAAUGAUAUGUUGGAGCUGUUUGUGAUAAGACUGUCACAAUCCUGUUCUGAUUUAUGGAAAGGAAACUUUGUUUUCCAGGUUGUUAAAUUCAUGAUUGGUCAUGUACAGACUCCUAAAUCAUAUUAUCACAUUACAGAUAGUUUACAAUUUUUACAAUUUAGCAAGAUUCAAUUUUUAUUCCACUUUCUACAGUGUAUUGAAUCAAACUGAAAAACUGUUUUGCACCAAACUGAAUCUCGCACUCUUAACUGCUGUUAAGAAAUAAUAAGCAACUUUUAAGUCGCAUUUUGAGAAUGUGCAUUUUUACCUGGAAUAAUGAUUUGGAAAUUGUUUAUAUUUUGGAUAUCUCUAUGUGUAUGUUUGCAUACAUAUUGGGUAGUGGUAUGUUUGAAAGAAGGAUUUUCACUAAGACAUUGUUUGAAUCAUUUAUGGCAUAUUUUAUAUCUCAAAUGAGAAACCUCUGAAUACUAUUUUAAAACACCACUGAAGCUUUUCUUCAGAAACAUGUAACUUUAGAUUAUACUUAUCUGUUAAAACUAUGAUUAUGUUUGUUUUCUAAUGCCUUAUUGUAAUUAAAGUUGCUGAAAUAUGUGUUAAGAAUAUGCCUUACAUGUUAUUUAUGAAUGGUGUCAAGAAAGUGCUGUUAGUCUUCAUUGUAGCAGUGGAUCUUCAUGCUCACAGAGGGUGUUGCAUAGAACUAGUCGAGUUAAAUAUCAGCUAACAAGAUCAGAUAUUUGUCUUCGAGAACAACAUUCACAGCUGUAUGCAAGUUCUACUGUUUUUAAUUGAAUGUUUUCUUUAGACCAUUUCUGUGUAACUUUACUUACAUAAAACCUCUUGCCAUUGUGUCUGUCUGUGAUGUCUACCCUAAAGUAUUAUCAGAGAAGGAAUGGAGGAGGACCUGAGCAUUUAUUUACAUGUGAUUGUAUGCUAUCAGAACCAGAUGAAACUGUGUGUAUGUGCCAAGUCCUGCUUUUGGGGGUUAGCGAUUUCAAUGAGUUUUUUUUAAUCAUCUUGACCUUUAGCUUCAUUUUAUAUAUAAUUGUCUGAAUUCUGAUUUUUUUCAUCUCAAACUGUUUAUAUCCAAAGCUGAAACUAUAAGUUAACUGGAAAUGAGUCUGUGAAACUGGACAAGAUUUUUGCAAAUAACACAACAUUUUCCUACCACCAAUUGUCAGUUUCACCUUGAUUAAUGAACACUGUUACUUUUAAGAGCCAUUUCUUUGUGGCACAUGCAAACAAACAACACAAAUAUGUAAGAUGCUAUGACUGUUUGUAAAUCUUUUAUAACUAGUUGAAACAAUCUGAGCAUUGAAAUCAUUUUGUGAAGUAAAAUUCUGAUUUUUUAACUUAGCCUAUCUCACAUUGAACAUUUUUCCUUGAAUGUCCCUGGAUUCUGGGGCCUCUUAAAAAUCGGAGUGGGUCAGCUUUACAUCGGUUCAUAACACCAUUAUUGCCUUUGGUAAUGAUACAGCAAGAAAUCACAAAACAUUGGAUCACCCAGGUUCAUGAAAGUAUUGCUAAGGGGGUUUUCAGAAGCAAACCCUCAAAAGUGCGUCAUAAUAAAGGUUAGGAUCUGUGAAGUAUGCUAUAGAUCAGACUGCUAGUUCAACCUCCUUGUGCACAAGUCAUCUUACGGUUGUCAUUCCCAACGGACUUGACUAAACUGCCAUCCACCAUCCAACCGUGGGAUAUGUGGUGAAUAAGCUGAAUGUGAGAUAGGAUAAGUUUUAAAGUUUGUAAAGUUCACAGUAAAUUGUAUAUUUAUAAUACCUAUACUAUCUCACAUGAUUGACUUCAAUAGGGAGUCAGUCAAGGUAAAACACACUUGCUGUGACUGCCUACAACAACAGCUAGAGAUGGUACUAGAGGCUGGAGAAUGUUUCCACUCUAAGAUCGCAGUUCAGGGGAAAGUGCUCCAUGUUAGAUAAGAUAUAUUUUAUGAAUAUACUAUUUACUGUAAAAUUUACGAUUUUGUAUUCCAUUUGCAACUGAUAGAGUAGAGGUGUCAUUAAUUGGAAAUUUGAGUAUUGCUAUAUCGACUACAUAUCAAUUCAUAAUCGAAUAGUUAUUCUGAAUAGAUAAAACAUUCUUACGUAGACCUGCAAUUAAACGAUUUAGUGCUAGAUUUGUUUAUUUUUCUGCUUUCUGAGUGUCUGUCUUAACCAUGGUAAUCAUAAAAACAUGUCAACAUUUCUGAAGCAGAGAAUUGUUAAUUUGUUAUCUACAUUCAAACUGAUAUAUCACUGUUGCUAGAAAUAUGAUGAUGUCACUAUUACAAAAAUUCUUGACACCUUUUACAACAAAUAGAAAUUUCACAACAUUGAGUAGAGGACCAUAAAUGGUAUUUUCUGGCAAUGUUUUAGCAGCAGGAUUGGUCAUGAAAACAGUUGAUCAAUUUAUGGUUACUCAGAAAACCAGGAAUCUGAAUCUGAUACAUCAGCUCUUAGCACUCAUAUAACACACUGUGUAGACAAUGCUACUUAGUAGUGCUCACAGUGCUAGUGUAGUACGUCAUUAGACCACAAUCUAUAUUUUGUGGUGUCCAACCUACUAAUAAAUAAGCUUGGAUAGGUCAAAAUACGAAAUUGAUAUAAACUCUGAAGCUCAUUUUGUUCGCUUUUGGGUUGCAAAAGGUGUUUGGGUUGGCCAGUUAAAUGCAAAGAAUUACUUGUGAUACUGUUCAAAGAGCAGGAUGUUUAGUAUUUUUUCAUGCAACAUGAAUUUGUUUUUACUUCCAAGUGGCAUUUUGGUGGGCUGUUUCAAGAUACAUUCCAUUAAAUCAAUGAUUAUUUAUAAAGGUAAUAGUUAUUUCGGGUUUGGGAUUUCAUUAUAUUUCAAAGCCAUCAAAGAUGGAUCAAUGAGGCAAAGGACAUUAAAUUUGGAAUGUUUAUGUCUACAUUUUGUUUUGUCAGUUGAAUCGGUAUACCAAAACGUACAAAGAGUGUGGUCUUAGCAUUAACUGAGGAAAGGGCUAACAUCGGGUAACCAGCCUCUGUCAGUUUUCUGAUAUGCUAUUUAGCCCAUACUGAUACACAUCUAUAUUUGAAAUGAUUCAUUUCCCAGAAGUUAUUUUUAGAUCUUGAUAACAAAUUUUACUUUUGAAAUGAAGCAAUGAUAUAUUUGAUACAGGUUGGAAUAUAAUGUGAAGGUUCAAUACCUGAAUACACAUAUUAAUAAACAAUUGUUCAAGGCAUUCAACAAAGGGACUUUUUCCUCUUAAUCAUAUAUAUUUAUAGAUAUAUAUUAUAUUUGUUCAAAAUCAAUGCACAUCUUCAGUGAAGACAUUUGACUAUGCAAUUCACUUGUCGACAGCAAGAUGCUUAUAGGUAAUACAGGGAAAGGUGAUGCAUGGACUGUUUGUGUAGUGAGUGAUACAACACCCCUAGUUCUCACCUAUGUAUACAUUGGAAUGAUGUGAAUAUUGUUAUAUUAUGCAGUUAUAUAUCUCAUUUUACAGUUUACAUAUCUGUUAAAAACAAUGGAGUGGUCAAAUAUAACCAAAGUGACAACUGUGGAUUUCAAAUGAAGGAAGCAUUGAUAUACUCAUGGAAACAAAUAAGGGAAAAAUGAAAGUACAAGUGUUCCUUUAUUUAUUUCCAGAUAAAGUGCCAUAUAAAGCAUGACAAGAAACCCAGAAAAGAGUAUAGGAACACUUGUACUUUUGUGUGUUCCUCUAUUUGUUUCCAUGAGUAUAUUUCAUUCCGAUUGAGCAGAUUUCCUUUUGGAAUCUUAUUUAUCUGUUUGCUUCUAUUCUUAUGAGAUGAGGCUGUUAUUGCUGUGCCGAGUUGUGUCUCAAUGGUAUCCAGAAACCUAGGAUGAUUGGUUUGAGUCUCAGAUUGGCCCUGUUAUGUGUCACGGUUUGUCAGCCCCAUACCUGUGUUAAUGGGUUUCAGCAAAGUGGUAUAUUCUGACCUAAUGCUGCCACCAUUAUGUAACUGAAGUAAUGGUCCAAGCAGUGGUUAGGUUUAGUUGUGUUGAAAUGGGUAUGCAGUAGUGAGGAAGGUAAACAGUGACAAACAUUUGGACAUACAUUAGUUCACUUCUGGAGGAAAGAAAUUACUGGACAUUUAUGAUUAACUUGAAUUCAUUGCACCAAUGAACCAGUUGCAUGCAUGAAGUAUUGGGGGUGCUAAUAAAACAGUACACUUGUGGAGGAAGGACUAGGGCAUUCUUUACACUAAUGAAUCAGUUGCAUCCAAUCUAUGUUUUGGGGAACUAGAAGCAACUACUAGUUAUCCUUUUAGAACAAAAAUACAUAUGAAUGACAGAUAACAGGAACUGAUCUUCUCCGAGUGAAAUAUCAUGUUUAAUGUUUUUUAAUACCGCGUAAAUUAGUGAUCUCAUACUUCCUCAUUAGUAUUGUCUUUGAACAUGACUGAAAUAUGGACUUGGGCCAGUUGCAAUCAACAGAAUCCCUAUGUCAUUAUCUUUCCUAAUUGUCUGCCAGCCAGGGCUACUUAAACAUGUGGCUAACAUUGAUUGUGUACUUAUCUAUUGAUGACCAAGCCUGCCAUUAUACCAGGCUUUGUAGGUCUGCAGUUUACAGAAACAUUUUCGCAGAGUAAUAGUCUCAUCUCACUGUGGAAAUUUACUGUUGUGGUCUAUAUAUGGGUUUGGUUGUACAGUCUGGAUGUAUUUGACCACCCCUGCACAGAAGCACACAGGACUGAGUGUGUGUGUCUGUGUGUUUGAUCAAGGUGCACUGUGUAGCUAAGUCAUUCUCUGAGUAUUCAUACAAUGUAUGGCCACUUGUUUGUUAGCUUGUACAAUGCCACAGGCUAAAUUACACAAGUAAAAAGUUUGAUUUUAUACAAA
Molecule: messenger RNA, 7173 nt
Organism: Haliotis rubra (blacklip abalone)
Lineage: Eukaryota; Metazoa; Mollusca; Gastropoda; Lepetellida; Haliotidae
Product: serine/threonine-protein kinase NIM1-like
Exons: 4
Coding region: 246-1544 (432 amino acids)
Biological process (GO): intracellular signal transduction; protein phosphorylation; microtubule cytoskeleton organization
Cellular component (GO): cytoplasm
Molecular function (GO): ATP binding; tau-protein kinase activity; protein serine/threonine kinase activity
Source: RefSeq, a predicted model, not a curated record